UGUUACCCAGAGUCACUUUCCCCGUGUAAUAAAACCAAGAUGGCAGCUGUUGUUGAGAAUGUUGUCAAACUGCUAGGAGAGCAGUACUACAGAGAUGCCAUGGAGCAAUGUCAUAACUACAACGCCCGACUCUGUGCUGAAAGAAGUGUGCGGAUGCCGUUCCUCGACUCUCAGACUGGUGUGGCUCAGAGCAACUGCUACAUCUGGAUGGAAAAGAGACACAGGGGACCAGGCAUGGCUCCAGGGCAGCUCUAUACUUACCCAUCCCGGAGGUGGAGGAAGAGACGGAGAACUCAUCCUCCAGAGGACCCCCGACUCCUUUUCCCUCCUGUUAAGUCAGAGAUUGAUUUAGGACUGAAGAAGGAUUCUCUGUUGUCGUCGGAUGGCAGCAGUCUGGAGGCCUUGCUAAAGGGUGACUCUUUGGACAAACGUACAACCACAGAGGUCCGAGGGUCUGAAGAAGACUCAAACCUGAGCGACUACACCGGAAGCUUGAAUCCUGCUGCCCGGAUCAGAAAGAGAAUCUUAGAGCCAGACGACUUCCUGGAUGACUUGGACGACGAGGACUAUGAGGAAGAUACACCUAAACGAAGAGGCAAAGGAAAGGGGAAGGGCCGAGGCGUGGGCAGCAACAGGAAGAAGCUGGAUGCAGCUGCACUAGAGGAUCGAGACAAGCCAUACGCCUGUGACAACACUAUCAAACAAAAGCAUAUUUCAAAACCUUCUGAAAGAGUCUGUGGGAAGCGCUACAAGAACCGUCCUGGCCUGAGCUACCACUACGCCCACUCCCACCUGGCCGAAGAAGAAGGUGAGGAGAAGGAGGAGAUGGAGAUGGAGCCCACCCUGCCGCUGCCCGAUGAGCCUAAGACUCCAAAAAAGGGCCCAGACGGUCUCGCUUUGCCCAAUAAUUACUGCGAUUUCUGUCUGGGUGACUCCAAAACCAAUCAUAAAACGGGCCAGUCAGAGGAGCUGGUGUCCUGCUCUGACUGUGGGCGUUCAGGUCACCCAUCCUGCCUGCAGUUCACUCCUGUAAUGAUGGCCGCUGUGAAGACAUACCGCUGGCAGUGCAUAGAGUGCAAGUGCUGUAACAUGUGCGGCACCUCCGAGAAUGACGAUCAGCUUCUCUUCUGUGAUGACUGUGAUCGAGGCUAUCACAUGUACUGUCUCAACCCACCCAUGUCUGAACCUCCAGAGGGGAGCUGGAGCUGUCAUCUAUGUCUAGACCUUUUGAAAGACAAAGCAUCCAUAUACCAGAACCAGAACGCCCCACCAUCAUGAUGGCUGCCCCCCUCCUGCACAUCCCAUCACUCAUCCGUCCCUCCGCAGUGUGGUUGCCCUUCAAGAACGGUAAACUCCUCUGACAAACUAAUCUCAGAGGAGUUUUUCUGAAGACAUGAUAAAUUGUGAAAAGGGAAGUAUUUACCAAACUGGUCUCAAUUAGCUUCAGAUAUGACUGUUACACAGUUCUAAGCUCAGAUUUAGCCCCGUAACUUUUUAUUUUGCCACAUUUGAACAGUAAGAAACGAAAUGAACCAGAGCAGAUUUAGCCAAAUGAUCACUUCCUGGUGAGUUUUUUUUUUUUUUUUUACAUAAACCUACACAAAGUUGCAUAGAUCUCAUCUCUGUCCUGCAAUGUAUCGAGUUUAAGAGACUAGAGCAGAAAUAGUUUGUUUGAAACAAGUAGCAUGCCAAUGCUUGCUCGUUAUAAAGAAAUACAUUUUUUAAUAUUUAUAUAUUUCUAUGGUAUAUAAUAGUAUGGAUUAUGUAAAAGUCGGAAAAAGAAUGGUCAUGUAAUGUCUUUUUAUUAGGGGCUAUCUCAUUAUGGGAAAAAGAAAUCUGUAGCCCUAUGUUCAGUCAGAGCACUGCUGGUGUUGGAGGAGUGAUUAUCUGUUGAGACUGUAAAUGUAAAAUCCACUGCCAGAGGCCACACACUGGCACUUCAGUAUGAAUAUUACACAUUAGUACAUUUUGUCAUACUUGUCAAAAAGGCUCCAGACGCUUCAGGGUCGACAGGUCAGACAGUAGGUCUCUGCUGGUGUUCACUGAGCUCAACACGGCUCACCAUGAUGCACGGGAAUGUGAUGAUGUGUGUCAUUUGGGCGACUUUGGGGAUUUUUUGACAAACUCUGUCAGCUUCACUCUGGUCCUGACGACUGCGGCGACAUAAAGCAGACCUGAUGCUGGUACAGAACUGAAAAACACCUGGUCCUGUUUGAGAGAAGUGAUGAUGAUUGUUAUUGUUUCAUCAGUCCUGUUUGCAUUAUUAGACAGGUAAAGGGAUAAAAAGCCUUCAUUGCUGUGUUCUAGCAGUUUGCUAAUGAUGCACCAUUAACAACAUCUGUAGAUGUUGUGGCACCACUAGGUUAUGUUAAUGUAGUUGAGGACUAUGCGACCAUUCUGAUGGUCCUACGCUGACAAUGUAAAAGCAAUAUCAGAGCUCCUGCAGGAUGCUGCGGUGACAGGGACUCAUGGCAGGGUAAGUUUACAAUGUGCGAUACUGUACAUUUUCUUUCUGAGAAAAUGCUAUAAAACAUAGGGGACUGCGGCAACAAUUAUGGACAGCUCCAUAUUAUAGAGAAGAGUUUAUGUUUAUAUGUUUAGUCCCAGGGGGAGACAGCUCUUUUUGUCACUGCUUUCAUAGUUUAAUUAUGCAAUGCAAGGCUAAAUGAAAGUCUGUCUGAACUGCAAAAGCAGUGAUUUUACCUCAAACAGAAACAGUAUUUAAAGGGUUGAAACAUGCUGUAGAUAGAUGGGACAAAGUCAGAGUGAGAACUAGUUACGACAGCUGCAGUGUCCGCUUUCAUAACUGCACAAACUACAGUUAAACAACUGCAUGUAAUUGUCUGCACUCUCAUUUGCUACGUAGUCGUCUCAGCAUUAGGUUUGGCGAAGGUGUUGGGAAGUGGUGUAAUAUAAAUUAACCAUACUAUCAUGUUUCAAUAGCCAACUAACAAUAACUAAAGCAUUACACAAGUAUAACCUGGUUUAUUUUCUCAUCACGUUUUGAACUUACUGGUAUUUAGAGACAAUGGCUAAUAGAAUAUUUUGCUGGUUGUUUUUAUAUUCAUCGAUGAUGUUUGUGUACCUGAUGUGUGGAGCAUUUUGGGACUUAAGGUGAAGUUUCUUUCUAGUUAAUCCUGUGAUCAGGUCUAAAGUGAGCCGCUCUCCUCCAAAGAUCGAAACAAGAAGCAAAGCCUAUAAUUUGACCAAGAGGACAUUUCUCUGGUGGACACAAUGACCACCCUUUACACUGUCCUGUCCAAUAAUUAUUUGGUUUAUGUCAGACACAAAUUGCCAUUUUCUUGUCUUUGGCUUUGGGAGAGAAUUGUUCAUUACAUUUAAUAAAGUCUGAACUGAGAUUGUAGGAUUGUAUAGUAGGUGAAUUCUCUUAGGGUGGACUUUUUUUGGAUUGUGAUGGAACGUUUUCUUGUAUGAAACUUGUUUUCCCAGGAAAAAUAAAUAGUAGGCACUAUAA
Molecule: messenger RNA, 3475 nt
Organism: Sphaeramia orbicularis (orbiculate cardinalfish)
Lineage: Eukaryota; Metazoa; Chordata; Actinopteri; Kurtiformes; Apogonidae
Gene: dpf2
Product: double PHD fingers 2
Exons: 12
Coding region: 40-1278 (412 amino acids)
Biological process (GO): nervous system development
Cellular component (GO): nBAF complex
Source: RefSeq, a predicted model, not a curated record